AUGUUGAGAUCGUCCCUCGUAGUGCUUGUCGGCCUGGCCACGGUCGGCCUCACGGCGCCCGCCCCGCCUGCGCCGACACCCGUCGCGACAGCGGCGCCAGCGAAGCGUGUCGCCAACGGCGUCGCGGCGCGCGCCCCGGAGCCCACGCCGCCGGCGCAGGGCGGCCUCACCCAGCGCGGCAUAGGCGACGACGUCAAGAGCUACGUUGAUGGGCUCAUCAGUGACGUGGGCAGCAAGGUCUCGUCGUUUGUCAACUCGGGGAUCCUCGACUUCCCCAACGGGUUCCCCACCGGGUCGCAGGUCGAGAAAUCGGCGGGCGUGUCCAAGACGGACCUGGACGCGCAGCCGACGCAGGUGCUCAACCUCCCAGCCUAUGCGAACUGGACCAACAAGGGCUGGAACGUCCGCGUCCACGGAAACGUCUACAAGGUCCCCAACAUCACGCAGAAGAAGAUUGACGACCUCGCCAACGUCUUCCUCAUCGACACGAGCGUCGACAAGCUGUCGCCCUCGGAGCAGGACCAGGCGCGCAACCUGACGCGGUCCAUCUUCGUCGUGCAGCAGGGCAGCGAGAAUGUCACCAUUGACUUUGUCAACGACGUGUCGGUGCGACCCAACGCGACGGGCGGCGCCGUCAAUGCUGAAGGCGGCGCGCAAACCAUUAAACUGCCGUACAAGACGACAGUGGAAGGCGACUUUGACGUCUUCCUCGAGCUUCGGAACACGACGGGGCCAAAGGGCGGCCACCUGAUUCCCGGCAACGAAACGGCCCAUAUCCAGACGCUCAACAUGUAUGCCAACGGCACCAACAGCGGCAACGCGACGGCCUACCUCGUGCCGCCGACCGGCAUGACCGUCAUCUCGGACAUUGAUGACAUCCUCCGUGUCACCAAGAUCUACCAGCCCAAGGAGGGCCUGCUCAACACGUUUGCGCGGCCUUUCACGCCUUGGAUGAACAUGCCCGACGUCUACGCAAACUGGUCAGCGUCCAUUGACAACAUGCACUUCCACUACCUCACCACCACGCCCGAACAGGCGACGCGCAACUACAUGGACUUCAUCUAUAAGACGUAUCCGCUCGGAUCUUUCGACACGCGGCCGCUCAACUUCUCCGACCUGUCGGCAACGCUGCAAAUCCGGAGGUUCCUGCUCGACAAGAUAUUCCAGACGUUCCCCCAAAGGAAGUUCGUCUUGGUUGCCGACACUUCAAACAGCGACGUGAUGAAGGCGUACCCUGCGCUCUACAAGGACUACCCAGGCCAGGUCCAGUGCAUCUUGCUGCGCAACACGAGCUCGACGGACUCGGGCGACAAGUUCCCGUACGACACGUCAGGAUUCAAGGACAUUCCGCAGGAACGAUACAUGUUCUUCAAAGUACCCAACGACCUGAGCCGCCUUGAUAUUGCCAACGGGCAUUGUCUAAACGGCACCAUUCCGCAGAACGUGACGUUCAAGGAACAAGGCCUGCCCUUUGGGCUUGGUCAAGACAGCGGGGCGGCCCGGUAUGGCUCGGCCCCGUCGAUCUCUGUGAUCGCAGCUGUGCUGGCCGCGGCCAUUGGGGCAGCUUUGAUGUGA
Molecule: messenger RNA, 1575 nt
Organism: Purpureocillium lilacinum
Lineage: Eukaryota; Fungi; Ascomycota; Sordariomycetes; Hypocreales; Ophiocordycipitaceae
Cellular component (GO): actin cortical patch
Molecular function (GO): phosphatidate phosphatase activity
Source: RefSeq, a predicted model, not a curated record